This is a messenger RNA of Ahaetulla prasina, 1386 nucleotides long. RefSeq names its product glutathione S-transferase 2-like. The record is from RefSeq and is a predicted model, not a curated record. The coding region runs from base 305 to 1102 and encodes 265 amino acids. NCBI's taxonomy places the organism in Eukaryota, Metazoa, Chordata, Lepidosauria, Squamata, Colubridae. The transcript has 10 exons. Gene Ontology annotation, biological process: glutathione metabolic process. Gene Ontology annotation, molecular function: glutathione transferase activity.
CGAACGACGUAGGUGACCUGAAGAGACGGGGCUUGUUUGACGCUGACUGGCGGUUCGGAAGAGAAAUCGGGUUCGGCGAGUAAGGGGGCGGAACGGCCAACCCGCCACCUGCUUGUCCCCCACCUCGGGGAAAGUUUUCCCACCAGCGCUUUGCCUGUGUUGGGUGGGACUCGCCACAGGCUCCUCAUUGGGACAUCCCUCCGCUUCGGUAUAAAAGCAGCUCUCGGGGAUCUGCCGGUGGCGGGAGAGGAGUGCUUGAGACGAGAAGCAGAGCCGAGCACGUCCGACAGCCCCGGAGAAGAAGAUGGAAGCCACGCUGGGCUACUGGAAGAUCCGAGGGUUGGCUCAUCCCAUUAGACUGCUCUUAGAGUAUACCAAGACCCCCUAUAAAGAGAAACACUAUGGUCUCGAUGAAAAAGUGCAAAACAAUGAAUUGGAAUCAGAAAAUACUCCAAAGCAAAUUGGAAUACUUGGCAUUGUUCCAGAGCUGCUGGGAUAUCCAGGAAUUCUAUGUGCUGGAUGGAAAAGUCAGUGCUGCACGCCCCAAAAAGUUCCUAAUAUGGGUAUAACUGAAUGGACGUAUGAGAAGGAGAAGCUGGGCUUGGACUUCCCAAAUCUCCCCUAUCUUAUUGAUGGUGACAUAAAGAUUUCCCAAAGCAACGCCAUCCUGAGAUACAUUGCACGCAAGCACAACAUGUGUGGUGAGACUGAAGAAGAAACGAUCAGGAUGGACAUACUUGAGAACCACCUAAUGGAUUUCCGUAUGAGCUUUGCAAAAUUAUGUUACAGCCCAGAUUUUGAAAAACUAAAGCCUGACUAUUUGGAAUUACUACCUGGGAAACUCAAGCUGUUCUCUCAAUUUCUGGGGGACAGGCAGUGGUUUGCAGGAAGAAAGCUCACCUACAUAGAUUUCAUUGCUUACGAUGCGCUAGAUGUACAUCAAAUGCUGGACCCAAAAUGCUUGGAUCAGUUCCCAAAUCUGAAGGAGUUCCUUCAUCGCUUUGAGACCUUGGAGAUGAUUGCUCCCUACCUGAAAUCAAGUCGCUGCAUCAGAAGUCCCAUCUUUUGGAGUUGUGCCAUGUGGGGCGGCAACAAAAUCUAGAAGAGACCACAUAUUUCAGGAGGGUAACAACUGGAACUGCUAUAUGAAUGAGGGAUCUUCAUUAGUCCUCCAUAUUUCCAAGCUUGAUUAUGAUUUUAAGACACGUGUUCACCUAAUGAAGAAUAUAAGAGACUGAAAAAAAGUCUGUUUCUUAAUCCCUCCCUGGUCUGUUUUCCCCACUUUAAAUUUGGGCUCCAAUGUUGCAGCGAAGGAGGUUGGUUUUUAUAACAUGAAUAGAAAAGUUCCUAAAUAAAUUGUGCUUAGGUAACCAACUAUGUUACUCC